Microthlaspi erraticum is the source of this 1710-nucleotide messenger RNA. The record is from the annotation of a GenBank genome assembly. Lineage: Eukaryota; Viridiplantae; Streptophyta; Magnoliopsida; Brassicales; Brassicaceae.
AUGGCGUAUUCUGUUCAUCGGCUUCGAAAGGUUUCAGCUUUAGGGAUUUCUCGUGUUCUUCAAGCUGAUAAGGGAAGUUUGUGGCGGUUUCACUUGAAACCUGAGGUUAGUGAGUUUAUGAGAUUAGGUGUCUUGACUAGGAACUACAAAAAGAGCUCCGGAUCCCCAAAGUUCGACUUCACCGGCGAUGGAACCACCACCUCAAAGUUCGAUUUCACUGAUCUCACCUCUCCUCAUACAUGGUAUCCAGUUGCGCGGAAGAUGAAGCGUAAGGUCGUUCUACAUGUUGGUCCGACUAACAGUGGGAAAACAUACAGUGCCCUUAAGCAACUUGUGCGGAGCUCUUCAGGUGUAUACUGCGGCCCGUUGAGAUUGUUGGCGUGGGAGGUAGCUAAACGGUUAAACAAAGCAAAUGUUCCUUGUGAUUUGAUCACUGGACAAGAGAAAGAGUUAGUGGAAGGUGCGAACCACAAAGCUGUGACUGUUGAAAUGGCUGAUGUCUCAUCGGUCUACGAUUGUGCCAUCAUUGACGAAAUUCAGAUGGUGGCAUGUAAACAAAGGGGAUUUGCAUUUACUCGUGCUCUACUCGGCAUUGCAGCUAAUGAGCUGCAUUUAUGUGGCGAUCCAGCUGUUGUACCUCUUGUUGAAGAUAUACUGAAAGUAACUGGAGAUGAUGUUGAGGUGCAUACAUAUGAGAGGCUUUCGCCAUUAGUCGCUAUGAAGGUUCCAGUUCAGUCAGUUUCCGAUAUUAAAACUGGGGAUUGUCUUGUAACCUUUUCACGAAAAGAUAUUUAUGCGUAUAAGAAAAUAAUUGAAAAGCCGGGGAAGCAUCUUUGCUCUGUGGUUUAUGGUUCAUUGCCUCCAGAGACUCGCACAGCACAGGCAACAAGAUUUAACGACGAGACCAAUGACUUUGAUGUGCUUGUUGCCAGCGAUGCGAUUGGCAUGGGUCUUAAUUUGAAUAUUUCAAGGAUUAUCUUCUCGACCCUUCAGAAAUAUGAUGGUAGUAAGACUAGAGACCUAACAGUAUCCGAGAUUAAACAAAUUGCAGGGAGAGCUGGCAGAUUCCAGUCAAAGUUCCCUGUUGGCGAAGUAACUUGUUUGUACGAAGACGACCUUCCGUUGCUCCACUCGUCUCUUAAUUCUCCUUCACCUCUUAUUGAGCGUGCUGGACUCUUUCCAACAUUUGACCUCCUAUCUAGGUAUUCGCAAGCACACCCUAAACGAGGGUUGUAUCAUAUACUGGAACAUUUCGUUGAAAAUGCAAAGUUAUCUUCAAACUACUUCAUCUCUAAUGUUGAAGACAUGAUGAAAGUUGCGGCUCUCGUUGAUGAAUUACCCAUCGGAUUGAAAGAGAAGUACCUUUUCGUGGUCAGUCCAGUUGACAUAAAUGAUGAAAUAUCAGCUCUGGGUUUUACACAGUUUGCUAAGAGAUUCUCCAAGAGAGGCAUUGUGAAUCUCCGAGAGAUAUUUGAAGAAGACAGAGUUAAGGUUCCCAGAACACCAACAGAACUCAAGGAACUUGAAUCCCUUCACAAGGUUCUUGAUUUGUACGUAUGGUUAAGCUUAAGGCUAGAGGAUUCUUUCCCUGACCGAGAAGUGGCAGCUUCGCAAAAGUCAAUCUGCAAUUUAUUGAUUGAGCAGUUCUUAGAGGGAAAUAGAUUGAUCUCUUCAUCCGGCUUCUCGAAAAAUCAGAGGAAGCGACGAUGA